ACAUAGCUGAGCCUGGGUAGCCAAGGAUUGCCCAUCUCCGCACCCGAAGUCGCGUCGUACAUGCAACCUAACUACUAUAAUUACAAGGGACACCCAUCCCCAGCAGAGCUAAGUAAGCGUCCCCCGCCGUCUCGCUCCUCGCCGCAAGGAGGGUCACAAAGGGCAUUCCCGCAACAGGGCGAAUUUUGGUCUCAGAAUGCGACUGCCCGAUACGGCUCCAGUCAACUCUCCCGACGUGGAAACACGUGGCCAGAGAACGGCGAGCAUCAGGCGCCCUCUCCCCAGCUUGUACCACGAAGCAGCCCUUGGCAACAGGAUCAUGGUCUGAAGGAUGAAGAUGUUAACAGCGGCUACUACUUGCAGGAUCGGUCGGACGGUGCGGGGAUGAACGCGUGGGAUAUGUCGGGUCUGGGGAGAGCGAUGGACGAUGAUGAGCAAGGCAGCUCACAGCAUGGCGGCUACGGCAAUAGCGGAAGAUACGAGGACGAGCAACGCGCCGUUUCUUUUCAUCCUGGUCCCCCAGCAAUUGAUGAUCGAGUGGCUGGCCGCAGUUACCCCCCGCCUCCUGCAGAAGACACCCAGUGGUUGCGUCGCCAGAGUGGGACGCGGGCAGACCUGCGUCCGAGAGACGUGCCGUCUCUUGGUCUGUGGAAGAACCUCGCCGCGUCUCCUGGAGGAAGCUUGUCCAAGCGGCACCCGAUACCUCCCGGAUUGCGCUUGAUCUUCGGCCUCGACGAUGCCCUUCCGGGUGCACGUGACCCACGUCCUCAGAGUCCCAGCUCAGGAGUUGUCUCAACAUCGAGUCCAAACGCCUCUCGCCGGUAUGCAUUCUCCCACCAGGGAGUAUGGGAUCUCAUGAUGAUGAUGAACGAAAGCCGUGGCUCUCUCGAGGCUUCGUCUGCCAAGCAGCGCACGAACGGCAAGAUUUUCACGCUCACUCCUCCGGCACCCAUAGACUAUUAUACUCUGUGUCCCCUGCAGACGAAAUUCAAAGGCACCGGUGCUAUUUACGACUCGGACGCGGAUAUCUUCUGCUUCACCCUCGGAGUUGAUGGGGUUCUCCAAAAGCUCAAUGACGUCUUCGGUACGAAUUACAGUCUCGACAGGACCCCCAGCCUCAGAGGCGUUCUCGGUCAGAUAGUGCACCAUCCUCGAUGCAGAUACGACUUCGGGUAUGCAUAUGGGUGGAUCCGCCGUGGGUGGUUCUGCGACAUCGACUAUGUAGGCAACCGGUUGGUCAAUUUCCAGGAGAUCGGCGACCGUCGCCGCGAGAAGGCUAUUACCGACGAUCUCAUCACUAAUCCACGCAUCUCUCCUCGCCGAGUAUGGGACUUGUACAGCAACCGCGUCCUCCCAUUUUACGUGCUCCUCGGAGCAGACGUACCGAGGAACCUGUGGGCGAUAUCUCACAGCUGGGUUCCCGACUCGCAGCUUCGGCGCGUGUGGACGUCCAUCAAUGACUACGAGUGGCCGGUGCCUCUUCCUUCAGAUGUCGACCUCAGCCAGAUCCGCAUCGAGCUGCUCAACCUGGGGGCCGAAUACGUCUGGCUGGACGUGCUCUGCCUUAGGCAGGAGAUCCCGCCGACCACCUUGUCAUCUCAUCCGAGACGAGACGUCGUAGACAUAUGGCAGUGGCGCGAAGCCUCCGAACGAACUCGAAAGGAGGAGUGGCGACUUGAUGUGCCGACCAUUGGGUAUAUCUACCGGUGCAAGCCCUCGCAGGUGGUCGUGACCUACUUCAACGGUCUCGGGAGGCCCUUCCGACUGUCCGCAGGAUCUUUGAAGGAGGAGGGUAGUGCGCACCAUUGGAUCAACCGUGUCUGGACGAUGCAGGAGGCCACGCCGAACUGGCUUCUCGGCGGACUCACACCCCAGCCAUUCGACGAGCGUGAUCCAGGCGUGUAUGGUACAAUAGAACUCUUCCAUCGGCGGAUGAAUGACCUGCUCGCCAUACUUCCCCAAGGCCAGACCCCUCCCGACCUCUUCGCGCUAGUCAGCUUCCUCCGGCUGCGUCACGCUCGUCGCGAGAACGACUACAUCAGCGGCCUCGGCUAUCUUCUCCAGUGUCCAGUUUUGCCGAUAUAUGACGAGACGAUCUCUGCGGAGACAGCAUGGGAACGUCUUGUGCGCGAGCUGGACCCCAAGUUCUUGACCGACCUCCUCUUCCUAUUUCCCAUCACCGGCGCCGACUUGAAAGCUCGGUGGCGCCCGAGCUGGGAGCAGCUCAUGCGCCAUCCGUUGACACCUCUCUCCACCUCCCCAGUCGCGUACCUGCAACAGGAUCUCGUCCACUACGACCCCGCAUCCGCCGUAUAUUCAAAUGUCGCGUACGCCGUCGAACGCUGCGUCUUCCAUCCUACUGGAAUAGCUGGCCGUCUACAGCUGCAGGUCCUGAUUGGGCCAAGAGACGGCGGGCAAGCUAAGUCUUGGUCUUUUACCGUCACUGUCAGCUCUGUCACCCCUUUAUUGGGUGCAUCCCCGGCUGGCGCUGAGUACGCUGUUGUUGCGGCUGCCGACCUCAAGUACUGGUUGUGCGGGAAUAUCAUCAGUAAGAUUGGGAGCUCUUGGACUCUGCAGAAGUUGGGCACUUUCGUUAUGGAUGAUGCAGAAGACAUCGACAUGCUAUGGCACUUGAAUCCAGGGUAUGCUGACACGCAAGUGAUCUAUGCUUGAGAUCUUGUGUAAGUGUUCCGACCGGAUUUCUCGAUGUGAUCG
Phanerochaete carnosa HHB-10118-sp is the source of this 2715-nucleotide messenger RNA. RefSeq lists its product as uncharacterized. The transcript has a single exon. Lineage: Eukaryota; Fungi; Basidiomycota; Agaricomycetes; Polyporales; Phanerochaetaceae. The record is from RefSeq and is a predicted model, not a curated record. Bases 61 to 2673 code for a protein of 870 amino acids.